AUGUACGCAACCUCUGGCCAUGAAGAGUCUGAUCAUGAACGUCAGAUGAUGGACAUACAAACAGGUAACAACAGUACUACUACGCCAAUAAAGCGUUGGCGCCGGGCUGUUUCGAUCCUUCGGGAGCGAAAUCUACUUGUAUCAAAACCGGCGGCGUAUAAAUCAGCUGAGAUGGGCUCUCUUAAUGCACUCCAUGGAGUCUCAUCCUCGAAUGACGAAUUAGGAGCAGCAGCAACAGCAGCAGAUUCACCAAAUACGGGAAGCAUAAAUCUGAUCUCAUCCGCAAUAUCAUCAUCUCAAGUUUCCAUAGAUCAUGUUGGUCAAGAGAUCAGCGAAUCAUAUCAUAUCAGUGCUGCUUCCAACCUCCAACAGGAUCCACAAAUUACACUAGGAAGUGCGGAAAUCUCAUCGGCAUUGCCUUGUGUUUCCAUCAAUGUAAAUUUGGAUGAUGAGAUUGACAAUCAUAACAAUGAUCCAGAAUUGCAAAGAGCAAGCAUUGCUAGGAUUGUAACGGAGAAGGAUCUACGUUCCUUACAGAAGUUUGGAGGCAUCCAGGGAAUUGCUAAGGCUCUUAAUACCGAUUUAGAGAAUGGAAUACUUGGUGAUGAGACUCCUGCACAUUAUGGCUCCUUUCAGUUUAACUUAAAAUAUUGGAAUCGUUAUAUCAUUUUCCUUCUCUCUCUGUCGGCGGUGCUGUCACUUGGCUUUGGGAUUAUGGAGGAAGGCCCAAUGACUGGCUGGUACGAAGGUGUCAUCAUAAUUUUUGCCAUCCUGAUUCUUGAGGUUGCUCCUUCCGUACGUAACUUUUGCCUGGAGCUUUCAUGGAAGAUCCUAGAAAAGCAGAAGCCCUUGGAAAUGCCACCAUUGGAAGUCAAUGUCUUCAGAAGGGGAUACAUUCAGAAAAUAUCCAUCUGCAAAGUUUUGUUGGGGGACAUAGUAUGCCUCCAUAGGGAGUAUUUGGUCCCAGCUAAUGGUUUGUUCAUAUCUGGUGAAUCCCUAAAACUGGAUGGCGAGCUACAAACCAUCAUCAAUGAGGAGAACCCGUUUAUGUUAUGUGGUGCAAAGGUGAUUGAUGGAAGUGGGCGCAUGCUAGUUACCUCUGUAGGCAUGGACACAACAUGGGGUGGUGAUCAUUUGAUGCACUUUAUCAGCGACCAUGCCAGGCCCUUCAAGACCACACUUCCAGCAGAACUUGAAAAAGUGAGUAGCUGCAUACAAAUUACUGGGCUUCUAAUCUAUAUUCUUCUCCUUGUAGUGUUGUUCCUCCGUUUUAAGCUUGGAGGAGAUGAUGUUAACUCUAAUCUCCCUGAUCUAAAAUGGAAACCAACUGAGAUAACGGAAAUGAUGAACAAAGUUUUCGUGAAACCAAAUGCAAAGAUCGCUGCCGUGACUUCACUUGCCAUGCCAAUACUGGGUGGUGUAAUGGAAGGAGUACCUUUUGUAAUCAAACUUGCUAUUACUUUUUGGAAUAGAAGGAUGCUGUCUGGCAAGGACUUUGCACAAAACCCUUUCGCGUUUCUUUCCAUGGGUUCAGUUACAAACAUCUGCUUUGACCAAAAUGCUUGGCCAACACACAGCCAACUGGAAGAUAACAAGUGCUUGGCAGAAACAAGAAACGCAAUAGAAGAUUUGAGAAGGGCUGGAAUUAGCAUCAUAUUGAUUUCAGAAGAUGAAAUAUCGGAGGUGGAAGCUAUAGCUCUCAAUUGUGAAAUGUUUCCUUGCUCAAAUGGAAUGGUGCUUGAAGGUAAAGACUUCCGAAAUUGCAGCAAGGAAGAGAGGAUGAAUAAAGCAGAUAAUAUCAGUGUGAUGAGAAGCUCCUCACCUUCUGAUAAGCUUCUUCUUGUCAAGUGUUUGAAGGAAAAAGGCCAUGUAGUAGCAAUGGUUGGAUACAAAACGAAUGAUAUUCCAUCAAUAAGAGAAGCUAAUGUAGGAAUUGUGAUGGGGAGCAGUGAGAUCCCCAAAGAAUAUUCUGACAUUGUCAUCAUGGAAAGAAAUUUCAGUUUCUUAGUUGAAAUUGUAAGGUGCGGAAGAUGCAUUCAUGACAACAUUCGGAAGUACAUCCAACUUCAGCUCACCCGGAAUAUUGCCGGGCUUUUGAUAACCUCCAUCACAACCGUGUGUCUUGGAUAUUCUCCUAUUACGGCAAUCCAAUUGCUUUGGGCAAACCUUGUUGUUGCCCUUCUUGGCGGUCUUGCACUACUGACUGAGCCACCAACAGAUCAUCAGAAAUCGAUGAACAAGUGGCCAUUGAGGCAAAAUAAACCACUUAUCACAAAGGCUAUGUGGGGAAAGCUUUUCAGUCAAACUCUAUAUCAGACUGCCAUCUUAGUGAUCUUCCAGUUCAAAGGGCAAGCUAUCCUACGAGUUAGUAAGAAGGUAAGUGAAACCAUGAUUUUCAAUAGUUUUGUUCUCUGUCAAGUAUUUAACCUAGUGAAUGCAAGGGAACCGGAGGAGAAGAAUGUGUUUCGCGGCAUUUAUUGUAACCGAUUGUUUGUGGUGGCUGUGAUCGUUAUUCUUGUACUGCAGUUUGCUUUUAUUGAGAUUGAAAAUAUCCUGGCGGGCAAUGCGAAAUUGAAUUGGGUGCAGUGGGUGGCAUGUCUUGUAAUUGGAAUGGUUUCAUGGGCUAUCGAUUGGGGUACGAAGUGCAUACCAGGCUAUGUCAUGGAUUGGUUGAGUGGACCAUUUGGCUCAUGUAUUGGAACCUAG
This is a messenger RNA of Carya illinoinensis, 2706 nucleotides long. Its product is annotated as putative calcium-transporting ATPase 13, plasma membrane-type. Gene Ontology annotation, cellular component: membrane; intracellular membrane-bounded organelle. Bases 1 to 2706 code for a protein of 901 amino acids. The transcript is spliced from 3 exons. Gene Ontology annotation, molecular function: ATP binding; P-type calcium transporter activity; ATP hydrolysis activity. NCBI's taxonomy places the organism in Eukaryota, Viridiplantae, Streptophyta, Magnoliopsida, Fagales, Juglandaceae. The record is from RefSeq and is a predicted model, not a curated record.